GGAAUAGUUAUUUCUCUUGAAUGAUUUGAUGCUGGCCUUUCUCCUUACUCCUCUCCGUACUGCUCGGUUCUUCCCACCCUGCACUCUGCAUAUCACUGGUGCAGCCAUGGACGUCUCUUCUAUGUCCGCUAAGGCUUGCAUGUCGUCCUCCUUCACAGAUUCAUUUACGAACCAGCGGAGUAAGUUACCUGAAAGGUCCAACUUUAUGCUCUUUUAUUGUAGUACUGGAAGAACUCUUCGACCUUUACGAAGUCCAGUUGGACCGAAGAUUAGCCAUGCGAAGGUUGUGUGCAUUCAGAGGCGAGAAAUUCCUAUUGUUGAUGCCAGGUGCAUGGAUGAGAUAUAUGAUGCUUUGGCUGAACAUCUUGUUCCCACAGCAGCAGAUGCAGUGAAUUCCAGUUCAAAGCAUAUAGUUGGUUUGGCUGGUCCUCCUGGUGCAGGAAAGAGCACUUUAGCAUCAGAAGUAGUGCAAAGGAUAAAUAGAUUAUGGCCCCAAAAGGUUGGUCCAUUUGAUUCUCAAGUGGAGCCUGCAGAUGUAGCUACAGUCCUUCCAAUGGAUGGCUUCCAUUUGUAUCGAUCUCAGUUAGAUGCAAUGGAGAAUCCUGAAGAAGCUCAUGCUAGAAGAGGAGCUCCAUGGACAUUUGAUCCGAUGCUCUUACUUCAAUGUCUCCAAAACCUGAGGUCUCAGGGGUCAGUCUAUGCACCAUCAUUUGACCAUGGUGUUGGAGAUCCUGUUGAAGCUGAUAUCUUCAUAGGCAUUCAGCAUAAGAUUGUUCUAGUGGAAGGAAACUAUCUUUUUCUGGAGGACGGGGUCUGGAAGGAAGUGUCAUCCAUCUUCGAUGCUAAGUGGUUCAUUGAUGUUGACAUCGACAAGGCAAUGCAACGGGUCCUAAAAAGGCAUAUUUCAACUGGAAAGCCUCCAGAUGUUGCUAAAUGGCGGAUAGAGCACAAUGAUCGUCCCAACGCGGAGCUUAUCAUGAAAUCAAAGAAAAAUGCAGACUUAAUAAUCAGGUCAAUCGACAUGUAAACAUGAACUGUGGUUGUCUGCUGUAGUUGAGGGCGUAAAAUGGCAUGCCCAAGGUGAGUCGAUUGUCACAACUAUUUGUUGAGCAUAUAUGUAUAUACUUUUGCACAUAUGAAUCACAAUUAAAGGAUAUUGUUGAAGUGUGUCCUUGUAAUAAUGGAAUCUUAUUGUGUUCUUGAGAGCAAGAGUUUAUGCCUACUAAAUGAACAGAGUGUCCAUUGGCUCUAA
This is a messenger RNA of Punica granatum (pomegranate), 1252 nucleotides long. Lineage: Eukaryota; Viridiplantae; Streptophyta; Magnoliopsida; Myrtales; Lythraceae. The record is from RefSeq and is a predicted model, not a curated record.